Molecule: messenger RNA, 1737 nt
Organism: Mobula hypostoma (lesser devil ray)
Lineage: Eukaryota; Metazoa; Chordata; Chondrichthyes; Myliobatiformes; Myliobatidae
Product: zinc finger protein RFP-like
Exons: 4
Coding region: 1-891 (296 amino acids)
Biological process (GO): proteolysis; complement activation; response to bacterium
Cellular component (GO): extracellular exosome; classical-complement-pathway C3/C5 convertase complex; extracellular region
Molecular function (GO): serine-type endopeptidase activity
Source: RefSeq, a predicted model, not a curated record
AUGGCUUCGAAAGGACAGAUCGAGAGUUUAACCGAAGACGCAAUUUGUCCCAUAUGCCUGGAUUUCUUCACCGAUCCCGUCUCACCGGAAUGCGGGCACAGCUUCUGCCGUUCCUGCAUCACUCGCUGUUGGGAAAAGGCGGAGAGAAACUCCUGCUCGCAGUGUAGAGAGCAGUUUGCAUACCGCACCCUCAGGGUCAAUCGGGACUUAAUUCUGUCCGAUAAAUUUCGAGGACUAACCCUAACUACAAAGGAGAAGGAAAUUAAAUUUCACUGUAAGGAACAUGAGGAAGAACUGAAGAUGUUUUGUGAAGCGGACAAGAAACUGAUGUUUGUGAUGUGUACAAGCACCGAUUCCUGUCGAUUCAAGAAGCUAUUAAAAUCUAUAAAGUAUCCCGCUUUAGAUCGCGUCUUUACUCUGUUGCAUCUUUAUUGUCUAAUUCCUUCACUCUUUUAUUUCCAGGAUUGUGUUAAAUCCUCCUUAGACUCUCUCAGAAAAAAGAAAUCCAACCUCGUGAAAAUGGAGCAGAAACAGAAAGAGAAGAUUUCCAGAGUUCGGCCGCGGUUAGCUUGCGAGAGGAAAGCGCUGGAGUCUACGGAAUAUCGGCAUGUGAAAGAUGUGAGGGAAGUGGUCACCGACAGAUUCCUCUGCACAGGGGGAAAUGACCCCAGUCAAGAGGACAACACAUGCUAUGGUGACUCGGGAGGGUCGCUGUUCAUCAACAAGACGAGACGGUUCUUCCAGGCAGGUGUGGUGAGCUGGGGAUCGAUAAACGUGUGUACAGAUUUCAAUCCUGACAGGAGCAGUGCCCGCGAUUUCCACAUCAACCUGUUCAAGGUGCAGCCGUGGCUCAGGCAGUCGCUUCAGGGGACACUGGUGUUUAUCAAUUAGGAGGAGGAAUGCAAUGAGCCUCUACUCACCGAUCAAGUGCUCUUUCCCUGCCCUUGAUCUCCCUUUCUCGCUGAUGAAAGUCAGAGAGACACAACAUCAUGAACCAGGCCCUUUGGCCCAUCUACUCUGUGCCAAACUAUUAAUCUGCCUCGUCCCAUCGACCAGCACCUGGACCAUUGCCCUCCAUACCCCUUCCAUUCCUGUACCUAUCCAAAUUGUUCGUCAACGAUGAAAUCGAACCCGCAUCUGUCUGUGCUGGUCGCUCAUUCCACACUCCCACCAUCCUCAGAGUGAAGAGCUUCCCCCUCAUGUUCCCAUGAAAUAUUUUACCUUUCACCCUUCACCCAUGACCUCUAGUUCGAGUCUUACCCAACCCCAGUGAAAAAGCCUGCCUGCAUUCGCACCCGUAAAUUUGUUAUGAGAAGGAGCCCUUCGCCCUCCUCCAGAAUCUACAUCUGAACCCGAACCAUAACGAGAAUCAGGUUUAUAUCACUGACAUGUGUCUUCCAAUGGAGGGUUAUGUUGGAGCGAAAAGUUAGGUUGCUCUUAGUGUAGGUGAGAAGGUCGGACCGACUUCGUUCUACGAUCUAUGAAAUUUAUGGUUUUCCAGAUGCACUGCAGUACAGUAUAAUCAUGAACAAUUCUGUAAGUUACAACAAUAAUUAUUUAAAGUAAAUAUUCCUUAAAAUAAAUAAUGCACAGAGAGAAAGAGUAAAAUAAUGCGUGAGUUCCAAUCAAUGGUCUCGGCCUGAAACAUCGUCAGUUUAUUUCUCUCCAGAGAUGAUGUCUAAUCUGUUGAGUUCCUCCAGUAUGUUCUGUGUGUUGCUCUAGAUUUCCAGCGCCCGC